Messenger RNA from Aureobasidium melanogenum CBS 110374, 645 nucleotides. RefSeq lists its product as uncharacterized. The transcript is spliced from 3 exons. NCBI's taxonomy places the organism in Eukaryota, Fungi, Ascomycota, Dothideomycetes, Dothideales, Saccotheciaceae. The record is from RefSeq and is a predicted model, not a curated record. Bases 1 to 645 code for a protein of 214 amino acids.
AUGCGUGCUACCGUUUUGACACUCCUUGCUGCUGCCACUUUGGCCACCGCUCAAUCUGGCAGCAUCCCCUCCUGUGCCCAGACUUGCAUCUCCCAGGCUCUGCCUGGCAGCUGUAACCUCGACCCCAAAUGCAUCUGUUCCGAUGCCAGCUUCAUCAGCAUCAUCUCAUGCUGUGUCUCGACUGCUUGUGAUGUGACUGGCCAGCAAGCUGCUCUCAGCUAUGCCAAGCAGAUCUGCGCCCCUGUCGGUGUGACCAACCUCCCUACUGCCGCAUCGUGUGCUGGAUCUGCCUCAGCCUCAUCCUCAGGCACCAGCGCUGCCGCUGUCGCUACCGCUUCUGGAAGCUCCGCUUCUUCUGCGCUCUCAUCAGCAAGCAAGACUCUGUCUUCUCUUGCUUCAUCUGCCAGUUCCAUCGCUUCGUCGUCGUCAAAGAGCGCAAGUAGUGCUGCAGCCUCUAUGAGCUCUUCUGCUAGCUCGGCAGCCAGCUCUUCGGCAAGCUCUGCUUCUCGCUCGGCAAGCAGUGCUGCCGCAAGUGCAAGCUCAUCGGCCAGCUCCGCCGCGAGCCAUUCGACUAACGCUGCUGCUACCAUGGGUCCUAUGGGUAUGGCUGGAGUCGCUGCUCUUGGUGCUUUUGCCCUUCUGUAG